Vigna angularis (adzuki bean) is the source of this 2597-nucleotide messenger RNA. RefSeq names its product protein MAINTENANCE OF MERISTEMS-like. Bases 694 to 2484 code for a protein of 596 amino acids. The record is from RefSeq and is a predicted model, not a curated record. The transcript has 7 exons. NCBI's taxonomy places the organism in Eukaryota, Viridiplantae, Streptophyta, Magnoliopsida, Fabales, Fabaceae. Gene Ontology annotation, biological process: meristem development; meristem maintenance.
GGUGAUGUAUAUGGUGGUGAAUGGGUCUAAUGGGCAGUGUCAUGGGUUUGGAGUCCACACUUGCUAUGAUGGGAGCCGCCAUGUUGGGGGGUUCAAAUGGGGUGUCAAACAUGGACACGGAGAGUACCAUUUCAGGACUCGAAGUAAGAAACCUUGGGUGGUCGGUGGUGAUUUGACAAUGGGUCAGAAAAGAACAAAGGUGGAUGAAGUGAUUUGCUUGGGAGAAAAUUUGGAAGACAAAGGGGCUGCAAGAGAGAAAUUUUGCAUUUGCGUCUAGGGCUUCAUGUUCAUCACUAGAUGAUAUGAAGAAUGGUUUCGUGUAUUUGGGAGAGCUGAGGAUGAUCCUGAUCCAAGAGGUGGUUGACCUCGAAGGCCAUGAUGGGCUGAAGUGAGGAUUGAGUGUUACGAAACCAAGGAUUUUUAGGUUAAGGAGGAAGAGAGGGAUGAGGAAAGUGAAGGGUGUUUUGUAGCAUCUAUGAAAGGUGAUAAAGGUGAGAAACCUGUUGCAGCUUUGAUGAAAGAUUAACCUGUUGAGAAAUCUGAGUCAGAUAUGCUGUGGGAAGAAAUGGAGAUGUUGCUUCAAUCUGAAAAAAUUGGAGUCCAGAAGAUCGUUUGGUGUGGAGCAAAACUGGUGCAGAGGAAUAGCGUGUGCGGAGGAACAACAGCGUGGAAGAGCAGAUCUGCGUUCCAGAAAUGGCAAGAACACGUGGUGCAUCUUUUAAUUCUCGAGGAGAGAGUUCUCGAGGAGAGAGUUCGUCGCAGGGCGAAGCUCGAAGAAGACCUACCGUUUCUGCUCGUAGAAGUCGGGCAGCUCCUAUCCAGCAUGACCCCAUAAUUGAGGAGCGAGUCGUUGAGGAACAAACAUAUGAGGCGUAUGAGACUCAUGGAGAGGAGAAUGCAUUUGAGGCCCCUAACGAUGAUGACGAUGAGGAGGAGCAUGCAGAUGUUCAUGACAUACAAGAGGAUGUCGCUGGAUUUCCUGGAGGUCCACACGAUCAUUCAUUGCUGACGCACUAUGUUCAGCAUGUAGCUUAUGCUAUUUCCCAAGGCCGGGAUCGAGGGGACACACUGAAGUUGAUCUCCCACGGAAAAAAAGUAAAUAAGUUAGGACCAUGCCACGAGGGAAUUCAAGACAUUCUGUUGAAUUCCAGUUUGAUGCCUCUUACAGGGAUUUGUUAUGAUUACGUUGAUAAGGGGUUACUCCUCGGAUUCAUAGAGAGGUGGCAUUUUGAGACCAGUAGUUUCCAUCUCCCUAUAGGGGAGAUGUCGAUUACUCUUGAUGACGUCUCGACAUUACUUCACCUGCCCGUGAUGGGGCAAAUGUGUGAUUUGGAGGAGUUGGAGUUUGAGGAGGCUCGUACAGCCCUUGUGCAACUACUCGGCGUUGAUGGUGGCACAGCAGGUUCUGAGAUGGAGGACGCACGUGGUCCGAAAGUCAGACUCAGCUGGCUUAGAGAGAUAUAUGUUCAGAGGUGUGAGUCGCAGCAUUGGGACUAUGCUGCUAGAGCAUAUUUGUUGCAUCUAGUAGGAUGCACAAUUUUUGCAAAUAAGAGUGCCAGUUCUAUACGCGUGUCUUACUUAUUGUUAUUUAGAGACGUACACGCGUGUGGCAGAUAUGCCUGGGGUGUUGCUGCACUCGCCUAUUUGUACGACCAGCUCGGGGAUGCGAGUCUCGCCUCCACGAAGCAGAUGGCUGGAUAUUUGACUCUAUUUCAGAGUUGGAUAUACGAACAUUUCCCUAGUAUGGGGAGGAGGCGGUUGGUAGCUUCUUACGAUGACACCACACCACGUGCCAUGAGGUGGCAGAGCCCUAGGCAGAGUUCCACUCUCACAGAGAUUCGAUCACAGUUGGAUGCGCUGACAUACAGUGGAGUUGUAUGGCAUCCGUAUGAGGGGCAUCGGGGCAUUCGGCCAUUCUUCGGCAUCUGUAUGUAUUCUGGAUGGAUUCGGAUUGGUGACACCCUUUGUCGUCAUUUGCCUGAGCGUGUGCUGAGGCAAUUUGGGUUUCAGCAAGACAUUCCACGAUCACCGACUACGGUUCCAGAUGCAGAUGUAGUGGCCAUUGAUCAUAUGUGGUUGCACUUCAGAGCUCACGUUGUGAGUAAUGUCAGACAUGCAGCAUCCCCUUCUGACUGUGUUGAUGGGUACAUUCAGUGGUUCAGGAGGGUUUCGCAUCCUUAUAUUAUUGUUGCUGCAGAUGACGCGCGACCGGCUCUUGCACCUAGGCAACGCCCCGAUGUUCCACGGGAGGCACGACCCCAUCGUAGAUCGUCUCCACCUUCACCAUCUGGCGCCGUGGCUAGAUUUAGGCGAAUGGCGAGAAUGUUACAGUCCUUGAUAUCGUGUCAUCAUGUCACCGAGGGUAUUGUUGCACAUCAGGUGUCAGUGGACCUGCUUCAGAUUGCUAAUGAAGGCAUCGACGAAUAUUCCACCACUAGGAGAGAGCAGAGGCAUGUGCGUGGUAGACGGUCGACGUCUAAUUGAUGGGACUUUAUAUUUCCUUUUUCUGAUUAUGUAUUACAGGACUUUCUAUUAUCUUUGUAUUUGUAAUAGACAUUUAUAAUUUCUUAUAAUUUCAAUGUUUUCAUUUUGAGUUA